AUGUCAUACGUCACUAUGGCCCAGCAGGGCCUCGCUGCCGUGGACGCAGCCAACUGGGAAGAGGCCCUCAACAAGCUCUCCUUUGCACUCAAGGAAUCUCUCAGCCCAGUCUGGCUGAUUGCUCGCUCAAAGGCCCUGGCCGGGCUCGGGCGACCCCAGGAAGCCCUCGACGAUGCCGACCUCGCCUGGCACAUGGCCAUAGAGCGUAACAAGCGCGAGCUCAUGGCGACCGCUCAGUACCGUCGCGGGGUGGCCUUUUUCCAGCUCAAGCAGUACGCCAACGCCGACUACUGCUUUAUGCACUGCAUGAGAAUCAUCAAGGGUGGUCCAGCGGUGCCUAAGGAGGACCCCGGCCUGGAGUUGGUGGAUGAGAAGGGUUUCUGGACCGUGACGGCUGCCGAGGCACUCGCUGCUGCUCGCUACGAUGAUAUUGGCAAGAAGGACAGCACGUUGCAGGGGGAAAAUCCAUUGGCUGCGGCGGCGGCAAACAGGCCGCACUUUAGGGAAUGGCGGAUGGCUAGCAAUAUGCGAAUCCAGGCCCUGUCGGCCAUGGAGAAGCUGCCGACGGAUGACGACGCUAGGAAGCUGACGACAACCAUGGUUCCCGAGAAAAAGGGCCUCGCCGACCACCAGUCUUCCAAGGUCGGUGUGGAGGCUGCCAAGGUGGAGGUUGCUAAAGCUCAGACUGCAAAGACGGCGGAGGUUAACAAGGCGGAGGUCAAAGCAGAAACGCCUGCGGUUCCCAAAGACACCCCGCUGCGGUUGCAGGAUUUCCAAAGCAACACACAGAUGUCGGUUUCGAUUUUCUCAAAGGGUGUGAACAAGGAGAAGCUUCAAGUCCAGUUCCUCGAAUCCUCGGUUCGUCUGGAUCCUCUGGUCUAUCCAAACGGUGACGAGAAGGAGUUUGAACUUGACCUGUGGGGAGAAAUUAUUCCUGCCAAGUCCCAGUAUACCGUUACACCUAACAAGGUUGAGCUGAGCUUGGCCAAGAAAACACCUGGCAAAUGGGCAACCCUCAAAGGUGAUGGAUCAGCCAAGCGAGCACCAGUCUCCAGUCCUCAGGUCGUGGAAACAACUUCCGAGAAAGCUCCAGUUGUAGUUCCCGCUGCGGCCCCAGCUGCGGCCCCAGCACCAGCUGCGACACCGGCGUAUCCCACAUCAUCACGCAGUGGUCCUAAAAACUGGGAUCAGUUUGGGGCUGACGAAAAUUCAGAUGACGAGAAGGAUGUUAACCUCUUCUUCAAGAAACUGUACAAAGGCGCCACCCCUGAGCAGCAACGGGCCAUGAUGAAGAGCUUCACGGAGAGCAAUGGAACUUCCCUGAGCACGAACUGGGACGAUGUCAAGGGUAAGAAGGUCGAGACUGUGCCUCCCGAAGGAGUUGAGGCAAAGAAGUGGUAG
Messenger RNA from Trichoderma harzianum CBS 226.95, 1401 nucleotides. RefSeq lists its product as hypothetical. The record is from RefSeq and is a predicted model, not a curated record. Lineage: Eukaryota; Fungi; Ascomycota; Sordariomycetes; Hypocreales; Hypocreaceae. The transcript is spliced from 2 exons. Gene Ontology annotation, molecular function: protein-folding chaperone binding. Gene Ontology annotation, biological process: protein stabilization. Bases 1 to 1401 code for a protein of 466 amino acids.